This is a messenger RNA of Xenopus laevis (African clawed frog), 2249 nucleotides long. RefSeq names its product interleukin-2 receptor subunit beta. The record is from RefSeq and is a predicted model, not a curated record. The coding region runs from base 88 to 1617 and encodes 509 amino acids. The transcript is spliced from 10 exons. NCBI's taxonomy places the organism in Eukaryota, Metazoa, Chordata, Amphibia, Anura, Pipidae.
CUUAGGCUGAGACAUUUAUAGACAUGGUCACUGUGCGAUGGGAGAAGAGCAGAGAGCUUCACAUUUGGAGUCUGGUCACAAUACAAGAUGGCAGGCACCUGUACCUUCAUCCUUCUGUUUUUACACUUUACUCUUCUUGGAGCCACAAACCCAAACUGCACAUAUAACUCCUGGAAUCUCCUCUCCUGUUCAUGGUUUGCCAAAAACCAGUUUAUUGACAACAAUUGUUACAUAAGUGCCUUUACUCCCAGUCCCAGAUCUGUCUCUGGAGCCUGUUUGCUACCAUCUGGAAUGAAUCCUCGAAAGUGUAAAAUCUUUCUAAACAGCCAAGAAACAUUUACAGUUGGUAGUCAAGUAAACCUAAGUGUGAGAUGUUACACAGAGGGUGCAGGAAACAAAAGCGUGGAGUCCAUAGUUUACUUCCCUUAUGAAAACUUGCGACUGGAUCCUCCUAUGUCUUUGGAAAUCAUGCCAGCUAAUGAAGGAAUGUGGAACUUGGCAUGGAAAUGUCACCAUAGUUCUUAUGUUACAAACUUCAGGGAGUAUGAAGUUGAAUACAAGCCUAAGUCAAGUCCCCAAAAGGUUGCCAUAACAAUUCCAGUGAAACAAGAUGAACUCUUUGCUCCUCUUCGUGAUCUUGUUCCUGAUACAAUCUAUGAAGCCAAGGUGCGUGUAAGAAAUCAAGGUGGCAUAUGGAGUCGAUGGAGCCAGCCUUACCACUGGAAGACUCGUACAAAAGAAACAACUGGCUCCAGCUUCCCUGUUAAGGAGGUGGUGAUUCCAUGUGCUGUUUGUAUCAGCUGUAUGUGCAUUAUAUUAAUAAUCAGUCGCACACAAGAUAGGGUCAAGAAAAUAUUUUGGAUUGGCGUACCUGAUCCAUCGCGAUUCUUUGACCCCUUAAUUUCUAAAUACGGGGGGAAUUUUCAGAAAUGGUUGUCAUCACCAUUUUCUCUAUCUUCGUUUACUCUGGAUGUCCCUCCCUUGGAUAUCUCCCCAGUUGACUUUAAGUGUAAUAAAGAAGAGCCCUCCAAACCUUUUCUUCCAACUUCUGCACAAGAGGUUAACACAGAUACUAGCAAGAAUUCAUUUUCUGGCUUCAGCAACAAAGAGUACUUCUUUUUCCAGUACCCAUCCAUAAAAGAAGAGGGUUCUUCCAACUCUUACUUUACUUAUGAUAACUUGGAACAGAGAGGCUUCCCAGCAAUGCUACAGGACAUACCUCUUCCCUCCCCAACUGCUCUUGAGGAGUCUCCCCUCUUCAAAGAAGACCAUCUAAGUCUUCCACCAUCUACUAGCCUUGGUUUUCACAACAGGUCAUUUGAAGAAGACCAUUCACCUUCAGUUCUACAGUUCUUCAGUUCUACAGAUCCACUUGAACAGCAAGACAUAACGGACCAGGAACAAAACCUAGAAUCCCAUAAGGCCCCAUCUAAUCAAGAAAUACCUGAUGACAAGCAAGUGAUAAAUGUAUGUGAAAAUAAGGAGGAAUCAUUAGAUGGUGGAAACAUAUGUCCAGAAACAAAUCAUCAUUCUGCCGCAAACUCACAGAACAGAGACAUAGCAGGCGGGUAUAUCUCUCUGAAAGAGAUCUAUAACCGAUGGGCCUUAAUUGAGUGAGAUAAAUUCCAGGAUAAGUAACAAAUACAAAAGGGUUUUUUUUUGAUAGGGUAAUGCUUAAGGUAGAUUGAUUCAGUUGCAGGAAAUAAGAUGAUAAGAAGCAUUACACAUAGCAGAGGUUGAAUGAAAUAUACAGUAUAUUGUAUACUGGACAGUAAUUCAGUCUGUAGCCUAUGCAAUCGAACGAUAGACAUUCUGGAAUAUAUUUUAUAUAUAAGUGAUACAGCUGUGUGACAUUCUUAAUGGAAAAUAAGUGUUACAGUGUAAAUAAAUACUAAUGAGUUACUGGCAGCUUUUCCUAUAGCUUACAGGUCUUCCUACAUCCAAAUGCCUGUGGAGUGCUCAAGUAGUCUUCUUAAUACCAAUAUUCUGCUGCAACGUUGCCUCUAUCUGACUUAAAUUACUCUGAAGAGAUGGACUUCCAAAUCACACAGCCUUGUGAUGCUUCUUAGGACACACCAGAGGCUGCACAUGGAACAGGAUAACUUUGCAAGGCAUUAAACUUUCAUUUUUUUGAAAUAUUUAUGUUUACAUUGUAAUUAGGUUUAUGCCCUUGAAAUAUAUUAUAAGUAUGGGCAUAUACAGGAAUUGCAACUGAAGGCAACAGAUUUCAUAUUAAAGCUACAAACAUA